UUCGCCCAUUUAUUGUGCAGGACUUAUGAUUUCCUGCUUUUUGAAUUGUAGUAUCAGCCCUCUGGAUUCAGGAUGCUAUAAAUGAAACGAACGCGUCAUAUCGUUAUUAGAGCAACGGAGUUUGCGAACAAACCAUCACUGUCAGUGUUUUUUUAUAAUUAUUAUUAUUUUAUCACAGGUACUUAGAAACAAGCAAUAAGCUUACAACUCAGAGCCGAUCAUUGGUAUAGACGACAUAGGCAGCCAUGAAGAGGGGGACGCCAAUAAUAUGCCAAGCCUUAAAAUGCAUGUUAAAUCGAACGAACGCUGCGAUCAACACCAAUAUGCACCCCCCUGUACCGUACUACUGUCGUCGGGCGGGGUCAAGCUUGCCCAGGGCACCAAAUGCGCUCGGACCGGUACAGCCGACAGCUAUCGUUGAUUCACAGGAGGUAAAAUUUACAGAUGGCCCGUUUUACGAGAAACAUUUUGACAGCAGGGAAUACUUAAAGGCCUUUGCCGUAGAUCCGAGCACCCGCCAUGGAUUUUUGCCUUUCGUGCUUCGCCACCUGCACAAUACAUUUUCUACAGGAGAUCUCAAGGGCAAAAAGCUGAUUGGUUUAGGGAGUGGACCUUCAAUCUAUAUCAUAAUAAGUGCAAGAAAAUGCUUUGAAGAAAUAGUGCUGUCCGACUUCACCACCGGAAAUCGCAGAGAGAUCGAGAAGUGGCUGAAAAACGACGAAGGCAGUUUCGACUGGCAUCCCAUCAUCAAGUUCGUCUGUGAGCUAGAAGGCAAAAGCAGGUCACCAGAAGAGGUGGAACAGAAGCUUAGGAAGAUUGUGCAGUUCCUGAAAUGUGACGUUACACUGGAGAACCCUUUCCAACCUGAGAUGAUGGAACCGGUGGACUGCAUAACGUCUAGUCUUUGUCUGGAGGCGGCCUGCAAGGAUCUGGAAACAUACCGUCGUGCUGUUGGGAGUAUAGCGGCACUCCUCAAACCUGGGGGUACACUGAUGCUCACCGGUAUUCUCAAUCAGUCAUACUACUUUGUGGGGAAGCAGAGAUUUGAUUGCCUGGUUCUUACCCAGAGCAUGGUUGAAGAGACCGUAAAGGGACAGGGCUUCUCCAUUAAGUUGGUCGACAUCCAGCCUGCAACAGAAGAAGAAAAGGCGGGUUGUGAUGGUGACCCCUUUUUUUAUCUGGUUGCCCAGAAAACAGAGUAGGACUUAGUAGCAUUGAGGACUCGCUGACUUUGAAAACAUUUUUAAAGAUAUUUGUACACAUUUACACAAGGGCAGCUUGUGGCUUUGUGGCUAAGGUGACUGGGACCCAGAAGGUUGUUGGUUCAAUCCCUAGUGUAGCCACGAUAAUCUGUAUGGCUGUUGGGCCCUUGAGCAAGGCCCUUAACCCCACAUUGCUCCAGGGGGAUUGUGCCCUGCUUAUUCUAAUCAACUGUAUUGUACAAUUGAAAAUUGAUUAAUCAUAUUAAAAGUUACAGCAUUCACCUACA
This is a messenger RNA of Conger conger (European conger), 1489 nucleotides long. Its product is annotated as indolethylamine N-methyltransferase-like. The transcript is spliced from 3 exons. Bases 246 to 1202 code for a protein of 318 amino acids. Lineage: Eukaryota; Metazoa; Chordata; Actinopteri; Anguilliformes; Congridae. Gene Ontology annotation, cellular component: cytosol. The record is from RefSeq and is a predicted model, not a curated record. Gene Ontology annotation, molecular function: N-methyltransferase activity.